Molecule: messenger RNA, 939 nt
Organism: Lacerta agilis (Sand lizard)
Lineage: Eukaryota; Metazoa; Chordata; Lepidosauria; Squamata; Lacertidae
Product: 3-beta-hydroxysteroid-Delta(8),Delta(7)-isomerase-like
Exons: 4
Coding region: 1-507 (168 amino acids)
Biological process (GO): cholesterol biosynthetic process
Cellular component (GO): endoplasmic reticulum; membrane
Molecular function (GO): C-8 sterol isomerase activity; steroid Delta-isomerase activity; cholestenol delta-isomerase activity
Source: RefSeq, a predicted model, not a curated record
AUGGGGAAGGAAUCCGCGGUGCGAGAGCGCAUCCGCGUCCACGCGCACUCGGUGGUGGGACAAGGGGCAAAACUGCCCGGCAGCAUUCUUACCAAGCUACACACACCCGUGAAUAUUUUACGGAAGCGGAAGGAAUACGCCAAAGCUGACAGCAGAUACGUCAUAUCAGACAAUUUCAUAGUUUGUGUGGAGACCGUCACAGCCUUCGUCUGGGCCCCCCUCUGCAUCUGGACUGUGUUAGCAUUUCUUUCAGACCAGCCCCAUCGGUUCGUGCUGCAGCUGAUUGUGUCGCUGGCCCACCUCUAUGGAGUUGUUCUGUACUUUUCUACCGAGUAUUUCGAGGGCUUCAGUCACAGUGAGCUAGGGCACCCGAUAUACUUCUGGUUUUAUUUCUUCUUCCUGAAUUUUUUGUGGUUCAUCAUUCCUUCUAUCCUCAUCCUGGAUGCUUGGAAACACCUCACCACUUGCCAGAAGAUGACGGAUGCUGGCAAAAUCAAGAAGCACUGAGCUCUUGCAUAGUGGAUCAUCUUGAACACAUACGCCAUUGGAGAAGCACUGCAAUAAUUCAGGGAUUGGUUGGCUACUUUCUGGUGCCUUGUCUCGGUCCGUUUCCUCCUCUGCCCCCAUCGAUCAGGGACAUUCUCCUAGUAUCCACCAAUUAACCCUCCUUGGGAUUAAGAUGAGGGAAGCUGUAGGCCAGAAACAACUCAAAUCUCAGAAUACUGUGGUUUUGUUCCCACCGUGUUUGUUGCUAGACACUGGAACAUUAGAGGAUGAAUUGCUUGUGUGAAUCAGCUGUCAUGGGUUUAAGUUCAUAUAUGAGACAUGCUAAAACAAAUGAAAAACUGUGAUUUUGUGAGGAAGGCCUGCAUUGUUUUAGAAAAUGUUAUAGAGAAAACAUUAGACACUUUAUAAUUAAAAUAAUAACCCUCUCCAUAA